This is a messenger RNA of Choloepus didactylus (southern two-toed sloth), 1123 nucleotides long. RefSeq names its product heterogeneous nuclear ribonucleoprotein A1-like. The transcript has a single exon. Lineage: Eukaryota; Metazoa; Chordata; Mammalia; Pilosa; Megalonychidae. The record is from RefSeq and is a predicted model, not a curated record. The coding region runs from base 20 to 847 and encodes 275 amino acids. Gene Ontology annotation, molecular function: RNA binding.
GCUCACGGACUGUGUGGUAAUGAGAGAUCCAAACACCAAACGCUCCAGAGGCUUUGGGUUUGUCACGUACUCUACGGUGGAGGAAGUGGAUGCAGCCAUGAAUGCAAGGCCACAUAAGGUGGAUGGAAGAGUUGUGGAACCAAAGAGGGCUGUCUCAAGAGAAGACUCUCAAAGACCAGGUGCCCACUUAACUGUGAAAAAGAUCUUUGUUGGUGGCAUUAAAGAAGACACUGAAGAACAUCACCUAAGAGAUUAUUUUGAGCAGUAUGGGAAGAUUGAAGUAAUUGAAAUCAUGACUGACCGAGGCAGUGGCAAGAAGAGAGGCUUUGCUUUUGUAACCUUUGACGACCAUGACUCUGUGGAUAAGAUUGUCAUUCAGAAGUACCAUACUGUGAAUGGCCACAACUGUGACGUAAGAAAAGCCCUGUCUAAACAGGAGAUGGCCAGUGCUUCAUCCAGCCAAAGAGGUCGAAGUGGUUCUGGAAACUUUGGUGGUGGUCGCGGAGGUGGUUUUGGUGGGAAUGACAACUUUGGUCGAGGAGGAAACUUCAGUGGUCGCGGUGGCUUUGGUGGCAGCCGAGGUGGUGGUGGAUAUGGUGGCAGUGGGGAUGGCUAUAAUGGAUUUGGUAAUGAUGGAAGCAAUUUUGGAGGUGGCGGAAGCUACAAUGAUUUUGGCAGUUACAACAAUCAGUCUUCAAAUUUUGGACCCAUGAAGGGAGGAAACUUUGGAGGCAGAAGCUCUGGCCCUUAUGGUGGUGGAGGCCAAUACUUUGCCAAACCACGAAACCAAGGUGGCUAUGGCGGUUCCAGCAGCAGCAGUAGUUAUGGCAGUGGCAGAAGGUUUUAAUUAUCACCGGGAAACAAAGCUUAGCAGGAGAGGAGAGCCAGAGAAGUGACAGGGAAGCUACAGGUUACAACAGAUUUGUGAACUCAGCCAAGCACAGUGGUGGCAGGGCCUAGCUGCUACAAAGAAAACAUGUUUUAGACAAUACUCAUGUGUAUGGGCAAAAAAAAACACGAGGACUGUAUUUGUGACUAAUUGUAUAACAGGUUAUUUUAGUUUCUGUUCUGUGGAAAGUGUAAAGCAUUCCAACAAAGGGUUUUAAUGUAGAUUUUUUUUUUU